AUGGAGACGUCCACGGAGAUGGACGUCAAUGAGGAGACAGCACCUACAGCUUCUGAAGCCAAUGAUAGCAUGGAUUGGAUGCUCACAAACUACGAUGCCGCAGCAUCGAAACCUCAGUCUCUUGAAGAAGAGCUUGCCAGAUUACAGAUUUUAAGAUCUUAUUUGAUUCUGGAUAGUGAGCGCGAAUUUCCUUUCGAGCGACUUACAGCAUUAGCAAGUCGUACAUUUGGAACACCCAUUGCGCUUGUGAGUCUGAUCGAUCUUGGCAGGCAGUGGUUCAUGUCCAAUCGUGGUUUGGGAGAUCUUCGACAGACGCCAAGAAACCUUGGGUUCUGUACGCACGCGAUUUUGAGCAAGAACGACCUAUUUAUAAUUCCUGAUGCAUCAGUAGAUCCAAGAUUCAUGGAUAAUCCAUUUGUUGCCGGUGAGGCAAACAUUCGAUUCUAUGCUGGAGCUCCAUUGAUUGCACCGGAGGGGUACAAGUUGGGGACAUUUUGCAUUAUCGAUACCAAGACACGUCCAGAGGGACUCGAUUUUGAAUCCAAGCAGAAUCUAAGGGAAAUGAGCGCCAUGGCUGUCGAUAUUUUAGUUGCAAGACGACAAAAACGAGAACGUGAAACAGAAAAGAACUCUCAAUUGAUUGCCUGUUCGGCGCAUGAUCUCUUGACACCUCUUUCUGGAAUCGAAUUGAGUUUGUCUCUCAUGAAAGAUGACGAAGCCCUGAUGGAAAAACUGUCAGAAGAAAACAAAAAGGGUAUUCUACAAGCUUCAAAGUGCUCCGACAUUCUUCAGCAGAUUUGUAGAAAUGUUCAAACAACAUUUACCGAAACAAAGAGUGCGUUCGAAAGUGCAUUCAGUAUGUCCAUGCCUGAAACUGUGAACAUUGAUGACCUUGUCCAGAAGCUAUACGCAAUAUUGGAACCAAUGCCCAAGAAGGUACCUGUUGAGAUUUCGGUCGAUUCGGAUGUUCCAAAAGAGAUCUUGUCCGAUGGGUCCAAGAUCUUUCGCUGUGCCAUGAACUACUUGGUAGUUGCCGCCACACGGACCCAGACGGGAAUGGUUAAAAUGACCAUUUCUGUGGAGAAGCACGACGAACGCAAGAGAGCAUCACUAGUAGUGAAGUGCGAAGACACUGGCCCAUCGAUUGAAUUGGAUGCUUAUGAGCGGCUCUUCAAACCAGUCUCAUCCAACUUGGAAUCCUACAAUGAUGGUGAUGAUGAGCAAGUCAGUCUCGAGUUGGCGCUGUUUUCAGUGGCUUGUCAGAUGGAUGUAAUUGGUGGGGAGUUUGGUUUUCGCGCUCGCCAACUUGGAGAUUCCGAGAGCAAUGGAUUGGGAUCAAUGUUCUGGUUCAGCACCCCUUUCAGCCUACCAUUAACAAAGGAAGAAGAAGCAAUUUUGCUUCCAAGGAAGAUGCAAAAGACGAAGCUUACCCAUGCAGAUGCAUCCAGGUUUCACAAUGCCAUAUCAAGCAUGCUUGGUGGCUCCUCUGAAUCAGCAAUCACGAAGAAUCAGGUUGUUGAACGACAAAAGCGCGCGCUGGUAAUUGAAGACUCUGAAAUGGUCCGAAAAAUGCUGGUAAAGGCUUUGACAAAAAUGGGAUAUGAUGUCAUUGAAGCCGAAAAUGGAAUGGCGGGAUUGGAAGAACUGCAAAAUACCUUAUUUGAUAUUACGCUAUGCGAUUUCCUCAUGCCCAUCAUGGACGGUUUGGACUGUAUUCAGCAAUAUAGAGUGUGGGAAAAAGUUGACCGUCCGUGGUUCACCCAAAGAAUUGUUGGCAUAUCAGCGCAUGCAACGGAAUUAGAUGUCGAACGGGGUCGAGGGAUUGGAAUGGAUGACUUUCUGCCAAAGCCGAUCACCACUCAACAUCUGACUGAUCUUCUUGCAACGGACGAUCAAAUUGCAGCCUGCAAGCGACUAGAUACAAUUGCAACAAAGGCGCUGGAAGAAGUUCAAGAGCAGCCAAUCAGAAAACGAAGGAAGACCUCUAUGGAGCCAGAGUUUGGAGUACAACGUACUUGCUUGAUACUCGCGUCGAGUUCCACAGCCAUGCACACGGAGAUGACAGAGAAAGCCGUACAGGAAUGCAAUUGGCAAUCGACAAAGGCCCACAGCGAUGAUGAUGCAUGGACACUACUAAAGAUGCGAACUUGGAAUGUUGUUUUGGUAGACGACUCCUUUGCGGGGUUGAUUGAAGAGUUCCGACAAUGGGAAUCGAAGAAGCGUGUCACCCGCCAGGGGAAUAUUGUCUUGAUGAGUGAAAACUUGGAUCAAACGACUUCAUCGAAGUCAUUCAUCGCUCCCGAUGGCAUAGACAGGAUCAUCGGAAAGCCAGUGAAUCGAGAAGCCCUGCAACGAAUGCUGGAUGUUUGCGACUAA
Molecule: messenger RNA, 2376 nt
Organism: Cylindrotheca closterium
Lineage: Eukaryota; Bacillariophyta; Bacillariophyceae; Bacillariales; Bacillariaceae
Source: the annotation of a GenBank genome assembly